UUCAUUUGUUUUGCUAAAGAAAAUCGCGUCUAUUGAUAGAUUUGACAAUUUUGAAUUAAUUUUUUAUAACGACGAGCUUUAAAGCGAAUAAUUUGUUUAUAAAUUUCUGUCUCUGUUAUUAAACUUCAAAAUGUUAAAAUAUGAUUAUGGGAAACGCAUCAAAACGAUGGUGAAUCGGGAAAUUGCAUUGGAACAACGAGAAGUUGCUAUAAGCAAAUUGAGCCAUAAAUAUCACGAAAAACUGGUGGACUUGGAAGAACGGUUUCGGCAGCAAAAUACACGAUUUCAAAAAAUAAAUAAAAAAAUAGAAAUGGAAAAUAAAAAAUAUGAUGAAAUGAAGAAAACGAUUGACAUUUGGAAAAAUCGCAUAUCGGAAAUACAAAACGAAGCUCAACGCUGCGUUGCAGAAGCAGUCCAUAAACGCCAACAGUUAAUUAACCAAUUGGACGAAAUACACACAUUAAAAUUGGCGACGAAUACGUACAUUAAUUUGAACGCACUUCCCGAACGCAUACAAGGGGUUUUUGUAUAUGAGACAGAAGUUGGUAAUAGUUGGCACCCUUUCUGCUUUGAACCUUUAAGCCACACGCCGGAAGAAGUGCAACAGAUUAUUUGGGGCAAUUCUGAAAACGCUAUGGUCUAUAGUGAAGCAUGGGAGCGUCUGGUAUUCCGUUCAGUACGCGAAAUGCUGCAGCAAUUAACUAAGGGCAGUUAAUACCUUUUGCAUAGCAACUUUUAUUGUAUAUGAUGUUUAUAACAUAAGAUAAUAUUAAGUUAUGCAUAUAUAUUAUACAAAUAUUUUAUUAUUAAGUAGUUUAAUAAAUUAAACACAAAUUAUGAA
This is a messenger RNA of Zeugodacus cucurbitae (melon fly), 841 nucleotides long. It is a transcript of the gene Spc25, whose product is annotated as kinetochore protein Spc25. The transcript has 3 exons. Bases 131 to 715 code for a protein of 194 amino acids. The record is from RefSeq and is a predicted model, not a curated record. NCBI's taxonomy places the organism in Eukaryota, Metazoa, Arthropoda, Insecta, Diptera, Tephritidae.